CCGCCGUCCGGUCCCGGGCCAGGAAGCGACGCCAGGAAGCGGGUCCCGGCCGGAGGAGCCGCUUAUGGGGUGCCCCUGGGAAUCGGUGACCGCAGCCCGAGAAGAUGUGCCUGCGCGGCCAGGCCGGGCCGGGGCAGGGGGCGGAGGGCAGCUGGGCCUGGGUGGUGCUGGUGGCCACCAUGGUGUCUCAGGGCCUGACCCUGGGCUUCCCAGGCUGCAUCAGCGUCUUCUUCACCGACCUCCAGCAGGAAUUCCAGGCCAGCAACAGUGAGACCUCCUGGUUCCCCUCUAUCCUGUUGGCCAUCCUGCAUGCCGGGGGGCCGGUCUGCGGGAUGCUGGUGGAGCGGUUCGGCUGCAGGGUUACGGUGAUGUCGGGAGGCCUGCUGGCCGGGCUGGGCAUGGUGGCCAGCUCCUUCUCCCGCUCCCUUAGCCAACUCUACCUCACGGCCGGCCUCAUCACAGGCCUGGGUGCCUCCUUCAGCUUCCAGGCGAGCAUCACCGUGCUGGGCUACUACUUUUCCCACCGGCGGGCGCUGGCCAACGCCCUGGCCUCGGUGGGCGUCUCCAUCGGCCUGACCCUCUGGCCCCUGCUCUCCCACCACCUGCUGGACUCCCUGGGCUGGCGAGGCACCUUUCUGGUCUUCGGCGGGGUCCUAUUCAACUGCUGCGUGUGCGGGGCCGUCAUGCGGCCCCUGGGAGCCUCGUCCCCGGACCAGGCGGCGGCCGAACCGCCGCCCCCCCGCCGCCCUCCGGGUUGCCCCUGGGCCUGCGGCCGGGCCUUGCGGCGCCACUUGGCUUUCGACGUGUUCUGCCACAACCGCGGCUACCGGAUCUACACGCUGGGCGUCGUGUGGAUGGUCAUGGGCUUCGUGCUGCCCCACAUCUACCUGGUGCCCUACGCCAUGCACCACGGGGUGGACCCGGCCCGCGCCGCCCUCCUCGUCUCCAUCAUCGGCUUCAGCAACAUCUUCUUGCGGCCCGCGGCCGGGCUGCUGGCCGGGAUGCCGGUCUGCGCCGGCCGCCGCGCCCACCUCUUCAGCCUGGCCGUGCUGCUCAACGGCCUCACCAACCUGCUGUGCGUCACGUCGGCCAACUUCCACGUGCUGGUGGGCUACUGCCUGGUCUACAGCGUGUCCAUGAGCGGCGUGGGCGCCCUCGUCUUCCAGGUGCUCAUGGACAUCGUGCCCAUGGACCGCUUCCCCAGUGCCCUGGGCCUCUUCACCGUCCUGGAGAGCUGCACCAUCCUCAUCGCUCCGCCGCUUGCCGGGCUGCUGCUGGACACCACUGGAGACUUCAGAUACGUCUUCUGCACAUCCAGCUUUAUCCUGGUGUCUGCCGCGCUGUUCAUGGGCAUCAACUUCUGCCUCAUGCAAAGAAAGGAGCAGGGGGCGGACGCGGGGACCCUCAAGGAGCCACCUCUAGAGGAGACCCUCCUCCCCGGGGCCACGGACGACCUCCCGCCCAAGAAGCCUCCGUCCCCACUGCCGCACCCCAUGGAGGUCAUGUACGUGACCAGCGUCUGAGCCCGCAGACCGUAGCCCAGGGCAGUGAGCUUUGGGGCCGGCCUGAGGGCCUUCACCUACCUGAUGCAGGCAGCGGCAGGUUGGGGAGGGGCACAGC
Messenger RNA from Tachyglossus aculeatus (Australian echidna), 1620 nucleotides. It is a transcript of the gene SLC16A5, whose product is annotated as solute carrier family 16 member 5. Gene Ontology annotation, biological process: transmembrane transport; monocarboxylic acid transport. The record is from RefSeq and is a predicted model, not a curated record. NCBI's taxonomy places the organism in Eukaryota, Metazoa, Chordata, Mammalia, Monotremata, Tachyglossidae. Gene Ontology annotation, molecular function: monocarboxylic acid transmembrane transporter activity.